CCCAUUUACAAAUCCAAUCACAGGCGAACACAGGCGAGAUCGAAUUGAACGGCGACGAAUGUGGAGGCGAAGCGACUUACCGGGAAACCCAGAUUCUGAUCAGAGCAUAUCUGAGGAAGAGGAAGAGGAAGAGCACGUCGAUGUUAGUUUGGGAGAAAAUGAUGAAAUGUUGUGCCCAAGCGACAAGGGAAGAGGAUUACUACUUCAAACAAAGCUCGAGAAACUCAUAGGUGGUUGUGGUGGUGAAUCAAAUUAUGCUGAAGAGACCGGCUAUAUAUCUCUCGAAGCAACCAAAGUUAUCUUCCUCUCUUGAAGAAGUUCCUGAUUCCCCUGAGGAGACUUAUUUUGCUUCUUCAACAAGAGACGGCUUGACAUGCAUAUUUGCUCAUGACAGUGUGCCAGAUGAUGAGGUGCCACAUGAUGAACCGGUGACAACUUGGUCCACUAUAAGUAAAGAAGCCAAAUCACUACUCCAUUUGAAUGGCAUUGCUGCAGUCUCAUCAUCCCAUUCAUCUGCCCUCAGAGCCAAGAGAGGCAGUAAAGCUGUCAAAGACAAUGUGAGGCCAAAAUUUUCGUUUCACUCACAUGCUCAUGGAGAAAAGUCUUCCAAGAUAAGUGACAUGGCUGAAUAUUUUGAGCCUCCUGAUGAUGAUCAGGCUGCCAUAGAGGAGGAUCCAAUAGCUGAAUGCCCCAACGAUUGUGAUGAAAUAUCAGAUAACACUGAGGAUGCAGUAUCGAUGCUUUUAAUCCCACCUUCAGAUAAGAUUAGAGUGACAAAAAGAAGCUCUAAACCCUACAGCAGACGCCAAGGAAAAUGUUUAAAAUUUGCUUAUAAGGGAAGUUCAUCAAACAUCCAAGAUAGUGAUAGUACUGAUGAUGAGCUUCCUGGACCCAUGGAUAGUGGAUCAUCAACAGAUGAUGAGCCUAGUUAUCAAAGCUCAGUGCCAAACAUUACCAACCAGAAGAAACAAUUUGUUGGAGACCUGUUUAAUGAAGCAGUGAAAGCUUCCUCUUUGAACAAGGAAGGUCUCUCAUUCGGUUCACCCAAACUAUCUGGUGGCUUUAGCCUGUACGGGAAGCUACAACAGAUCAUGAAACAAGAAAAGGAGAUGGAAAUAGAAAUCACGAAGAAGUUGCAGUGCGGAAUAGGACAAGCAGAUGCGUCGAGUUAUAUUGAUAUAAAAAUCAUGUCAAGACACUUGGAGGGAAAGCUCAUUGUGUGCAAAUGCUCUGUCAUCGACCUUCCUGGGGACUCGCUCUUGUUUAAGAAUACACAAGCUCUUGCGGCCAGAGAUACAGAAACAACAGUCAUCUUUAAUCCGAAAGUGAGUGUGGAUGUUGACAUUGAAAUCGGGAGCUUUGUCCGUGUACAUGCGCCAUGGAAAGAAAUGGAAGUGAAGAACACCAUGGAGGUGAUUAUUUUGUGUUCAUAUUUCUCGAGUUUGUAAUUGUAACUCACACAGAUGUCACAAGUAUAAACUCUCUCUCUGUAAAAAAAAAAGCAAAAUGUUUAUGGAAGUGCUGUUCAUC
Messenger RNA from Brassica oleracea var. oleracea, 1530 nucleotides. RefSeq lists its product as uncharacterized. The coding region runs from base 255 to 1448 and encodes 397 amino acids. The transcript has 14 exons. The record is from RefSeq and is a predicted model, not a curated record. Lineage: Eukaryota; Viridiplantae; Streptophyta; Magnoliopsida; Brassicales; Brassicaceae.